Messenger RNA from Zymoseptoria tritici IPO323, 1387 nucleotides. RefSeq lists its product as uncharacterized. The transcript has 3 exons. NCBI's taxonomy places the organism in Eukaryota, Fungi, Ascomycota, Dothideomycetes, Mycosphaerellales, Mycosphaerellaceae. The coding region runs from base 29 to 1387 and encodes 452 amino acids. The record is from RefSeq and is a predicted model, not a curated record.
GAACGAUAUACGCACCCAGACAGCAGCCAUGGCGAAUCAUUCCGGCUAUGAGGCUCGCCUCGCAUUCGUCCAGACUCUCCUGAGUGAUCAGCUUGGGGUGAAGAUGGGCCUAGCACAAGUGACGCCGCUAGCAUACGAUCCCGAAUGCCCUUACACGUAUAACAAUUUCGUAUACGAAAUCGCCAUACCUCGCGACUGCCAAUUCCAAUCGGAUCCGAGGUCGAACGAAAGCCCUCCGCGGAUUGGCUUCGAACCCAUACCGAAGGGCACGUCAAAACUCAUCAUGCGGCUGACGAAUAGCUCUGCCAUGGGCAUCGACCCAACAUAUCGCGUCGAGAACGAAGUCGCUGCGAUGCAUCUCGCUUCUGCUGCUCUCAGUUCGUUGCAACACGGGCGAAAGGUCGUCCCGUCGGUGUAUGGCUGGGCCAGCGCGGCUGGUGGCGGCAGCAACGGUUCGGAGAGCCAGGGCUGGACUUUACAGGAAGCUUUACCGGGAAUAGAGCUGGAUGCUGCCCUUCCGCAGCUCACAUUGGAGCAGAAGGCCGGCAUCAUGGCGCAGCUUGCUGAAAUUAUCGGUGCGCUCCAGAAGUACAAUCUGCCAUCGACGGUGACAGGAUUUGGGGGAUUGUCGAUCGUGUCGUCAGGCCCGACAACGGCCGAUACCAUCGUAAGCGGGCCGUCGCCGCUCGAGAGUGCUGGGCCGUGGGACAGCUACGAAGCAUUUUUCAGACAGCUCUUGAGCAAGGCUCUGGCAAGCACAGACACGAACCCGCACAUCGAUGGUUGGCGCGGGACAGAGCUCCGCGCAGGACUUGAUAUAUUCUUGCAGGAUGGGAUCGCUGCCCUGUUUCGCAAGCUGCUCUCACGCGACAGUCGAGUCCUCACGCACGCGGAUCUGGCCGGUGGGAACCUUCUCGUCGAUGUCGCAUCCGGACAGAUCACCGGUGUGCUCGACUUUGACACCGCAUGGGUGAGCCACCCAUCGUUUGAGUUUCUUCGCUCAUUCUACGGUCUGGGCGGAACGUUUUACGGAUGGGAACCCAAGCACAGCGACGAGCGGCGCGCGCUCAUGGAGGCCAAACUGCACGGCUUCCCUUCGCCUUUGCCUGCGUCGACGGAGACUGUGGACUGGGACAUGGCGAAGGCUUGGGAAGACGCUUUGGAGAGGUACGACGUCCAGCGUCCACGCACGAUGGCCGGCUUCCAAGGUGUCGCGGAUGUGGAUGCAUUGGUGCAGAUGAUCGCACCCUGGCGCCUCUGCAAUCCGGAGGCUGUAGCUGGACUGUCGAAGGACCAGAUCAGAGAUUUGAAGAACGAAUGCGCGCAGAGUUUGGAAAGGAUGCUGUCCCGCCUGCAGUCCGGCGCAGAAAUGGACUACGACAACUGA